CCACAGGUCACUGCCCUCUCUGCCUCCCCUCGUCCUCUCUCCUCUCUCCUCAGUCUGACUCCAUAUCUUACACUCAGCACAGUGAGUCCAGCUCACCAUCCAGCCGUCAUGUUUCUGUUUCACCGCCUGUUCCUCGCCCUCCUGCUGCUCCAGCUGGCCGCCGCUCAUCACGUCUUUUUGGACGAUGAGGCAGCCAAUCAGGUUCUGACGCGGCGGCGACGAGCCAACAGCUUUUUUGAGGAGAUGAAACAAGGCAACAUGGAGCGAGAGUGCGUGGAGGAACGCUGCGACUGGGAGGAGGCGCGAGAGAUCUUUGAGGACAAAGAAAAAACUGAUGAAUUCUGGGCCAAAUAUCUUGACGGAGACGCAUGCGUGUCCAAUCCCUGCGCUCAUGACGGACUCUGCAAAGACGGAAUUGGUAGCUACUCCUGCUACUGCCAGGCUGGAUACCAGGGCUUCAACUGCGAAAUCGUGAUUCCUGAGCUCUGUGAGAAUAAAAACGGCGGCUGCGAACACUUCUGCAAUGUUGUCCGAGGAAACAUUCAGUGCUCCUGCGCACAGGGAUAUUUCCUGGGAUCAGACGACAAAUCCUGCGACUCCAACGAGCCCUUCAAAUGUGGUGCCGUCAUCGCUGAAAACAUCCGGACUGUUUUCAGGUAUGAGCGCCAGAACACCACACACAGAAACGCCACUCACGGGAAUGCCACUCACGGGAACGCCACUCACGGGAACGCCACUCACGGGAACGCCACUGGGUCCAACCUGACGGAUGUCAAUGGCAGCUCCACAUCCUCAUUCUCUGGGAAAAGCGGUGACGAGAAGGUUAAAGAAGAAGACGACAUAAUUGAGGAAAUGAUUUUCUCUCAGAUGGCGGGGAUGACCCGCAUUGUCAACGGAGAGGACUGUCCCCCGGGAGAAUGUCCAUGGCAGGCUCUCCUCCUGAAUGAGGAGGACCGAGGGUUCUGCGGAGGAACCAUCCUCAACGAGUACAUCAUCCUGACCGCCGCCCACUGCAUGAACCAAUCACGUUACAUCUACGUCAAGCUGGGUGAGUUUGACGUGUUGGUGGAUCACGGGAACGAAGCGACCCACCUGGUGGAAACCAUCAUAACCCACAACAAGUACCGGCCGGACACCUACCACAAUGACAUCGCCCUCAUCAAACUGGCCACGCCCAUCAAGUUCAGCAGGUUCAUCCUGCCGGCCUGCAUCCCGGAGCAGGACUUCGCCGAGAAGGUGUUGAUGCGGCAGCCGGACGGCAUGGUCAGCGGUUUUGGGCGUCUCGGCGAAGGUCGGCAGCCCUCCACCAUCUUGCAGCGCCUCACCUUGCCCUACGUGGAUCGCCUCACCUGCAUCGAAUCCACCCAGCUGCGAAUCUCCACCCGCAUGUUCUGCGCCGGCUACGACACGAUAGCCAAGGAUGCCUGCCAAGGCGACAGUGGAGGGCCACACGUCACACGCUACCGCGACACCUACUUUGUGACGGGCAUCGUGAGCUGGGGCGAAGGCUGCGCUCGCAAAGGAAAGUACGGCAUCUACACCCAGGUGUCCAAGUACAUCCGCUGGAUCCACGAAGGCAUCGACAAGCUGAUGCUCAAAGAGCAGAGCGGCAGCCGAGUGCGGCGGCACAGCAGCACCAUCCAGAGGCUGGUCCUGUAGGACGGCAGGAUUUCAUCGCCGAAGUCCACCGAGCGGAGAUCAGCGGCACUUUGUGCCUCUCACGUAACUUUCACGUUUCUGAACACAUUUCAAACUCUGAAAAACUUUGACCACAUUUACCCGUUUUAAAAAUCUGUAUUAAUUCUUUUUGUUUGGCCACCAGGGGGCAGCAGAGCUGCAUCAACGCUGUUCAACAUGCGGUCGCCUUAAAGUGAAUUCGUUCCUACUUUUUGCCGAUUUAGGUAGCAGAGAGCAUCACCUGACAUCAGCUGAUUAAGCUGACAUGUUAGGAAACUUUCAUUUUCAGUUUUAUUAAAAAAUAAUGAAUAAAUCUGUGAAUGACAGCGUUUGUUUUCCUGUAGUUUUUUAUCCAUCACUGUCACAAAUGAGCUUUUGUGAAUCCGAUGCAAAAUAAAGAAAACCUCAAUAACA
Plectropomus leopardus (leopard coralgrouper) is the source of this 2091-nucleotide messenger RNA. RefSeq names its product coagulation factor X (gene f10). Gene Ontology annotation, biological process: blood coagulation; proteolysis. Gene Ontology annotation, molecular function: serine-type endopeptidase activity; calcium ion binding. Gene Ontology annotation, cellular component: extracellular region. Lineage: Eukaryota; Metazoa; Chordata; Actinopteri; Perciformes; Serranidae. The record is from RefSeq and is a predicted model, not a curated record.